This is a messenger RNA of Rhea pennata, 5149 nucleotides long. RefSeq names its product transmembrane protein 263-like. Lineage: Eukaryota; Metazoa; Chordata; Aves; Rheiformes; Rheidae. Bases 99 to 482 code for a protein of 127 amino acids. The record is from RefSeq and is a predicted model, not a curated record. The transcript has 3 exons.
CGCCGGCGUGUGUUUACAUCGGGCAGGCGGAGCCGCAGCCCCAGCGCCGGCCCGGCCGGGGACCCAGCCGCCGCCGCCGGCCCUCCGGGAGCCCCGGCAUGAAGGGACCAAGCAUAGAAACGCAGAUGGUGGAAGAUGAAACUGAGACAACCAGUGAAGAAUUGCCCCCUCAUCUGCAGGAAGAGCCUCCUGAAGAUGCCACCAAAGACCAUCCACAGCAGCAGGCUGGCGUGAUCUGGAGAGUGACGGGUGGCUUGUUCAGUAUCACCCGGGGAGCUGUGGGGGCCACGCUGGGAGGAGUUGCCUGGGUGGGCAGCAAGAGCCUGGAGCUCACCAAAACAGCUGUGACCAGUGUCCCUGCUGCUGGCGUUGGACUGGUGAAGGGCAGUGUCUCAGCAGUGACCGGUGGUGUUGGAGCUGUAGGCAGUGCAGUUGCCAGCAAAGUCCCUUUCACCGCAAAGAAGAAGGACAAAGCUGACUAAUCCCCAUCGCAGCUCCCUUCCGAAAGAUCAACCUGUCCAUACUCUCCCCCUCCGCAGCACCUCUUUGAAUUGGAAGCAGCCACUUCAGGGAGGGUAAAGCACCCAAGCAGACUCCAGCUGCAGUCUGCUCAACACCGCCUGCCUGGCUCAAAGCUCACAGAGCCGCUGUUAAUGCCUUUCACUCCCAUCACCUUCUGAGAACCAUCUCUACUCCAAGGAUUUUAAAGGCGCAGUUGUCUCUGUCUUGCAGUUUCCUUCCUCCCUUUUUGCUCUUCAGAGCACAGAAGGGUGGGAGAUGGUGCAAGGCUCCAUCUGCUUGGAGGUGGUGAGGGAUAAGGGAGGAGGGGGAAGAAUUAUGCCUGGCUUGAAGCGUGAUCUGUAUAGUUGAAUUCAACUUCAGCUGGGGAGACAGCUCCUGAAGCACGCCCACCCUUGGCCCUGAGUGGUGUGUUUGGGGGUUUGCCUGGGGGAGAACUGUAGAAGAAAGUCCCGUUUAUAUAUAGGAGAGAUACUGUGAAGAGGGGGAAGCCUCCCUCCUGCCUUACACCUCUUACCUUUUCUUUGCUGGUCCCAUCCUACAAGCUGCUCCCAGUCACUUACUCCCUGGCUGAAUUUCACCCUUCAGAGAAGGAACACUCAAGUGCAGCAGAGCAUCUCCUGGGAUGAUGCUACACAAGUGUAUCGUAUGUCCCAAACCAUUGAUCCCUCAGGCGUAUUUCCUUGGUAAGGUGCAGGAGAAUGAAAUCUGCUGUAUGUUCCCAUUUGGGGGAAUUGCUGACAGUGGUAUCUGGCAGACCACUGUUACACUACAGCAGGAGGUAGUGGUGCUCCUCCAGUGAGAGGGCAGAGGGGCCCUCGCCACACAGAGACUAACUGCACCCUUGGGCUUUACCCCUUGAAGUCCUUGCAGUGUCCUCAUCUGCAACAGGGGCGAUUUAACUCCAGGCCACACUCUCACUCUGUAGAUGUCUCUGGUAACCAUGAGCAAGUGUGUUACCAAAUGGCACCUAAAUUCUGUUCCAGGGUGGCAGGGACGGGAUGUGAGAGAAUAUUGCCCACCCUGUGACUUAGCACCUCUGGAGCAGUGGCCUGCUGGUGAGUGGCCUGAGCUGCCUUGGAGAAUGUUUCCCUGAGGGGGCAAGUGUGCUCCAGUGGCAGCGAGCCUGGACCUGGCACCAGUCACUCCUUUUCCACUGCUCUAGGGGCUCCAGCCCAGCUCUUCUGAAUGACCGUGUUGCACUAAAUAGCCCACCCAAACUCUUAGUGCCGCAGAAACCCAAACACCUGCAUUCAUCUGGGAGUCGUAUCCAUCCUUGGACUGUCCCGUGAUGCUCUAAGUGUCACGUGGCAUCACACACAUACACACACACACUCUCUCUCUCCAGGGUCUCCUGAAGUUCUUGGAAUGAGGAAAGCCACAGGUUCCAACAUUAACUCUGCCUUUCCUGGCUUUGGCAGGUUAGUAGCCUAGGUUGUUAGAUGUUGGAUGCGUAGGCAAGUGAAGCAGUGUUUGUGCUGUAUUUUACAAAUAUGCAUAUGUAUUAGCCUGUGUGUGUGUGUGUAUCAGUGCACAGGCGUGUUUUCAGCCAGGUAGACAAAACUAUGCGACUGCUGCAGAGGAGUUUAUAUAAUCAUCUUUGGCGCUUCCAGCAUACAGUUUUUAUGCAGGGACCUGGUAAAAGUAACAAUCAUGUUUUAGAGGGCAUUUUUCCCCUAUGUAGCCCAGCAGUGUAGUUUAUUAAAACCAAAGGAAUGUGAAAAAUGUCCUUUCUCCCAUCCUUGCUCUUUGUUUACUUUCUGCCCUAUUUUUUGGACACUGAAGCCAACUUCCUUGGUUUUCAUUUCCUGUUGGAGGUCAUUUCACUUUCUGGCUGUUUUGUUAUGCUUAGGACUUAAACAUCAGGGAAUAUUUAAGUACAAAAAACCCAACCAUUUUAUGUUCUUGAACUUGUGAAGUGGUUUUGAUUCUGACCUCUAUUAAAUCCACAUUUUGGACCUGACUUAAAUUGCCUGUGUCCCUGUGCUAGGCCCACUGGUGUUAGUCUCUCUCCAUAACCAUGCUGGGCAGUGGUCCUGCCGUUUGCAGUAGCAAGAAGUUUCUGAUCUCCACAUUGUGUUACUCUUGAUAGCAUGACAGUGGCUUAACCUACAUCUUUGUUUCUGAAGAGGAAACAGCAUUUGGCAUGUGUGUGCAUUUCCCCUCUUCAUCUCUUUUGUUCUCUUGAAGGCCAAGUUGACCCAGAUGUGCUGUAUUUUUCUCUGAAGGCAGCAGCUUCACAGGAGGAUCAGGCCUUGAUGUGUGUCUGCACUUUGCUGGGAUGUUCGUGGCAGUUAGCAAGGCCUGAAGAAGUCUCAUCUGUUCUUCUUUUGUCCUGACCCCCCUGCAGAGCAGGAGGGCAGUUUGCACUGCACAGAUCUCUGUUCACCACUCUCCCUGAGCGCAUCUCAUUUCUUAUUCCAGAUCAUAGCUUGCUUCUCAAUCCAUCUCUAACCCCAAAGCUAAAAGCUGCCUGUGCAUAACUAAGCAGUCAGAAAGCCUCUCAAGGAAGAUGCAGUUUCCUACCAGUUGAGACAGAAGCAGUCUUCUUCAUAACUGCCUGCGUAGACAGGAGGUAUGUAUGGGGCUUUCCUUUUCUAGCCAUCCCUAGGCACACGAUGGGAAGCUCAUCAUGCUUGUGGCUGACCAGUAUCACACACAGGCUCUUGCUGCCAUUUUGGCAGGGGGAGGAAAAGCUCUGGGCAAUAAAUCCUUCCCAGGCUGUUGUGCGCAGGCACUGUGUGUGCAGAGCAGGCGUGGCAAAUGUGGUUAAGGCACAUUAAGGAAUGUCAUAUGGGUCUUAAGGUUCUGCGAUAGUUUUCUUUCUACUCUUCCCUUCUCUCACAGUGUGUCCUUGUAAUAAAUGGACUAAAGCUCUUUGUUCUGGAACUGCCAUGGCCUUGAGGGAUGGCCCAGAGAAGAAAGGUGAGGGAAGCUCACAUUCUACAUCACUGUUCUUAGAGCCCAGCUAAUGGAGAGCUCAUGGAUCAUAAAUGUUUUCGAGGAGGGCAGACUAGCAGGUAGGGAUAGAGGAUUAAAUCUACUUGAGAACCAUGGCCUCAGACUUAUUAGGUAUUUAAUAUAUAAACAUGCAGGACUCAAAGACUGCUGGGAGGUACAUCUGUUUAAGAGUAUUGGUAAUCCAGGCGACCCCAGGCUGCUUUUCUGUGCGCUCUCCAUGCCAGAGUAGAAGAAACACAGUAUUCCCAGUCUAAGAACAAAGACACUUCUUCACAGCUCUGGUUGCAGUAUGAUAGGAUCUAGAUCAGAUGGGGAAGCCGCUGGUACCUGACAGAUGCCCCAUCUUUCCUUCUCCCCCACUGCAGAUACUUCAGCCAGGUCAGGAUCCAUCCUAACCACUGAUGCAGUCCUUCUCCUAUAGCCCCUUCUUGGUGAGAGGGCCAAAACCCAACAUUUGGCAAAAAUUGUACCAGAUACCAGAUAGGAGGGGGUAGGAGAAAGGUGCAAGGAGGAACUGAGGGUUUUGGGUGGUAUGGAGGAGUGAAGAGGGCCAGUGCAAGGAAGAUCAUCAGUUGUCUGGUGAUAGGAAGCAGGUGAGCUGAGACUGUUACAGGAGGAGGUGAGGGGACUGUGGCCGGGAGAAAGGGGAAAGAAAGAGUAGAGGAGCAAGAAAAGGAGGAGUGGGGAGGGGAAAUUAUUUCCUAGGACAGGCCCUGAGUUAGGGGAUGAAUGUGUUGGAAUUUGUCCUAGGGAAGAAUGGGGCGGGGGGGGGGGGAGUAGAAGAACAUAGGGUUUGGUGUAUGUUGUUCCGCUCCUGGCUUACAUCCUGCUUCCACAGUAGUGACAAAUACUAGAUGUUUCUGAGUAGCUAGAUCAGGUUGCCCAAUAGGUGGUCCAUGGGCCAGAUCAGCUCCUGCUUAUGCCUCACGCAGGUUUUUGCUGUGUGCUAGAUUCUCUUCCUGUUGAGGGACUGGAAUGUGGCCAUCAAGCAGCUCUGGGCCCUGCCCCAGCUGGGGAUCCCCAUGCCCCAAGGCAGCUGAGAGGAGAAGCUACAGGCACUUCCUUUCCUCCCUUUUUCGUUUGCUCAUCUCAUUAUUGUUUACUUGCUUUUCUUAGCUUUUUGUCCUGCUCCCAGAUCCAGGUCUCUGAAGCUCUUACUGAGACCUUCAUUAUGGCUGGGAGGCAAAGUGAAUGACUCUGCUCCCACAGCUCCCCUGGCUGUGCGAGAAGUGCGUGUCUUCCGCCCCUUUUUCCAGUUGUGUUUUAUCUGUGGAGAAACCUAACCCACUUCUUUUCCUCUGGAUUUCCUUGUUGGCUCUUGUUCUUCUGUGGGGGUCAUUUCUGUGUCUCCAUUGCAAAGUCAUUCUUGUUAAAAUGGAAUAACGUGGAGAUGGAUGAGGAGAGCCACAGAGCUGCUGGGACAGGAUAUCAGGGCCCGUCCCUGCUUCUGCGUGAGCCUAAGAGCCCUUUGGAAACCCUAAACUGUCACUGUGGCCACGGAGUCCCGUGCACGGUGCUGGGCUCCAGAGAACACUUUUGUUCUUUAUCAUUUCAUUGUCUGUAAUUGGUUUCUUACUGAAUCUGUUUGCUUGGUUUGUUUUGCAGUGUGUUUCUGGGAAUAUUCUGCAUCUCUGUAUUUUAAUUACAGUAAAAUUUGAGGAUAAAAACC